CUGUUUGUGUUACCUUGUUUCAGUCUGCAUCCGGUUUGUGUGCUAAAUGAAAAUACAUUAACUACACUGAGGCUGGAAACCUUUUGUUUAAUCGUUAUUUGGGCCAGAAUGACUGUGGCCAUGAGCUUAACGUGUCCAGGCCUGUACUGUGGCAGGAUGAUGGUCAAUGGAUCAGUGGAGGGAGACUGUGGUGUGUGUCCUCGUGGAGAACGGGCCAACGUCCAGAAGGUGUGUGAACGCUGCACAGAGUCCCCUGAGCUCUACGACUGGCUCUAUCUGGGCUUCAUGGCCAUGUUACCACUAGUGCUGCACUGGUUCUUCAUCGAGUGGUACUCUGGAAAGAAGAGCUCCAGCGCUCUGCUGCAGCACAUCACAGCCAUGCUGGAGUGCAGCGUGUCAGCUGUGGUCACCCUGCUGGUCACAGAGCCAGUAUGGAUGUUCAGUAUCCGCUCCUGCCGGGUCCAGAUGCUGUCAGACUGGUACACCAUGCUGUAUAACCCCAGUCCAGACUACAUCAACACAUUACACUGCACCCAGGAAGCCGUGUACCCGCUCUACACCAUCGUGUUAAUCUACUACGCCUUCUGCUUGGUGCUGAUGAUGCUGCUGCGUCCUCUGUUGGUGAAGAAGAUUGCGUGCGGUCUGGGCAAAUCUGAUCGCUUCAAGAGCAUCUAUGCCGCUCUGUACUUCUUCCCCAUCCUCACUGUGCUGCAGGCUGUGGGAGGAGGACUGCUCUACUACGCGUUUCCCUACAUCAUACUGGUCCUGUCUCUGGUCACGCUGGCUGUUUACAUGUCUGCCUCUGAGAUACAGUCUUUUAAGAACCUGGUUGCUAAGAAGAAACGUCUGGUCGUGCUGUUCAGCCACUGGCUGCUCCAUGCGUACGGUAUCAUCUCUAUCUCUCGACUGGACAAGUUGGAGCAGGACCUGCCGCUGUUGGCCCUCGUGCCAGGUCCCGCCCUCUUCUACAUCGCCACCGCCAAGUUCACCGAGCCCAGCCGCAUCCUGUCUGAGGGCGGCAACGGACACUGAGAGAUGAAUUUUCACUCAUUGCUGCUCUAAAAUCUUUCAGCUUCUGAUUCUGAGCCAUCAGUAGAGACAGAGCAGGUUUGAAUUAGAGUUAAUGUGAUCAAACUUGCUCAAACUGUUAAUGUCCAUGUAGUGAUGACAUCACAAGGUUUUCAGCAUGGCUGCACAUUUAAUGUUGGGGAAACAACUUCAUGAUCUCCUGCUCUAGGCUUUUAAUCAUUAGUGUGUUUCCAUUCAUGACUUGUAAACAGGCCACAAGGUCACUGAUUGGCUUGUCAGAUGAAGGCAUGUUAAGUGUCGUCUUCUUUAAACAGAAAUCUUCCACCGGAUUAUUAUUCAUGAAAACUAGUUCCUCACUCUUUUUGCAUGAUCCAAGUGGAGAGCUUGAGUACCCACAUAACUAUUUACAAUAUUUCAUGUUAGCAUGGCUGCAAUUAAAGAUUAUGUUUAUUCAAAGUAGAUUAUCAAUUAUUUUUCAAUUAUCAUUUAGUCUUUGAAAAUAAUGACAAAUGCCAAUCACAGAUUUCUAAGCAGAGCUUUAAAUGAUGUAUUUGAUCUGUCCAACAGUCCAAACACCUGAAGUGAUAAUGAAGCCAAACAGAGAAUAGCUGCAAAAGCUCAGAGUGGAGAGGCUGGAACCAGAGUUUGGUAUUUUUACUGUAUUUUCUAUGAGCCAAACAGCUUAUUGAUUAUUGAUACGUUUCCGGCUCUACAUCUUAUCUCAUUCAAAUCCUGUUUUUUGAGGAGUCCCAUCUUUCCUGCCUAUCUUAUAUUUAUUUAACAUCCACCAUCAAAGGGGGUUGACAUAUUUCUUUUUUUUUAUAUAUAUAUUUUUGUGCACCUUGUACAUUUUCUUGUGAGAAAAUGAAAUGAAAAGUUAAGAGUGUCCUGAUUGCUCAGAGCACCUCAGGCUGAGGUAAAGAGACUCACUCAGCUUCAUGUAUAUAAUUAAGUGUCAUACAUCCAGGUAGGUGAUUGUAAAAAUGUAAAUAACGUGUGUGCUUGUAUAUUCUACUGCAUUGUAUCGCCUUAAAGAUAAACACUGACACUGUCGAUAGAGCAGCAGCUGUCUGUGGUGUGUUAUGUUGUUUCAGCCUGUCUGAUCAACCAUCACUUGUUUUUUUCCCGUUCCUGCCCUGAAGCGAAGUGUGAUGUUUGUACAGCUUACAUGGGUUAGUGGAAGGUGUGUGUACAUUCAUGUAAAUCUAUAUAUGUUUGUAAAUAGUGUGUGUUCAGUAUUGUUGGCUCUACAGUGAGUGUAAAAUUCAGUCAACCUACCUGUACAGUUUAAAGUCGACUUGUUCUCCGUAUCUGCUCACUGGACCCUGUCAGUGUGAGCUCACACCUCAAGUAUUUAUGAGUCUCAUAAACGUAUAUCUGCCUGACAUUUGACUACCUCAGGUUAAUGUAAGACAGCUCCAUCCACAGUACAUGCAGAGCAGACAUCACUGCACCAGUGUUCUGUUCUCACAAGCGAUUAGAAGUACUGGAGUCGAGCACAAGUUAACCACAUAACUGCAGGAACUGUUUGGAACACUGGGUGUUUUUUUUUUGACAACACAAAGGUGCUCAGAAAAAUCAAGAAAUGGAAACAUCUAUAAUUCCAUGACAACUGUUCAAACUCUGUCUGCUGAGGAACAUAGUGUGAUGUGAUCAAAAGCUCAGACAUGGCUAUUAAUGGACCAUGUGGUGAGACAAGAAUGCACUUUCACUCAAUCAAAUGUUUUUUGUUGUGUGUGUUAAUGAUAAUGUAGGUUUUCUGCACUUUUCUUUCCUUUUGAUGUGCCUUUCUACCCGCCAUCCCUUCCUUUUCCUCUCUUUUCUUUGUGCUUUCCAAACCUGCCAGGGGUAGGGUGACGAAUUUUACACUCAGAUUUUUGGCAUCAAAGACUAAUAUUUAAAAGCCCUACAGACCACCUUCAAACAAAUGUUGUAGUGACUUGUUUUUUUGUAUUUAAUGUUAAUGUUUCAUGAGGCUUCUCCACAAAUAAAUGCAAACACAAAGAGGA
Molecule: messenger RNA, 3038 nt
Organism: Thunnus maccoyii (southern bluefin tuna)
Lineage: Eukaryota; Metazoa; Chordata; Actinopteri; Scombriformes; Scombridae
Gene: jkamp
Product: jnk1/mapk8 associated membrane protein
Exons: 7
Coding region: 109-1032 (307 amino acids)
Biological process (GO): response to unfolded protein
Cellular component (GO): membrane
Molecular function (GO): ubiquitin protein ligase binding
Source: RefSeq, a predicted model, not a curated record